Lodderomyces orthopsilosis Co 90-125 is the source of this 903-nucleotide messenger RNA. Its product is annotated as mitochondrial 37S ribosomal protein PET123. NCBI's taxonomy places the organism in Eukaryota, Fungi, Ascomycota, Pichiomycetes, Serinales, Debaryomycetaceae. Bases 1 to 903 code for a protein of 300 amino acids. The transcript has a single exon. The record is from RefSeq and is a predicted model, not a curated record.
AUGGGUAAAGGAGUUUUAAAGUACGGUGGGAAGUCUGGUAUUCUUCCCAAAACAAAGGCUAUUUUCCAUCGGCCAAUACGUCCCUUGAAUGAAAUCGAGUUACAAAAGGAGAAAGCAAAGGAAAGUGGAUAUGCAGAAGGUGUACCAACUCCAAAGAUAAAUGGGAAACAUCUUCCACGUCAGCAGCCCCCUAGAAAGUACAUAACAGUGGAGGACAGAAUCAAGCAUAUCAAAUACCCUCCAAUGUCAUUGCGAGAGAUGAACGACUUACCUGCUGAAGAGAGAGAUGCAUACAAGAGAGCUUACUACAGAGCUGAAUUUUUAAAAGAAGCUUACUUAGAGGAGGAGAAAAGGUUAAAGAAGAUCGAUGAGCUCAAAAAGGGCGUUCAUGAGAAGGAGUUGGCUAAGCAACGUCAAUUUGAAGAAGAACGUAAGGCUGACUCAUCAAACAUUGCAUCAUUGCCUACAAUGCAGAAGAUUUUGGAACAAGGAUUGGUAAGAAGGAGGACACCGGAGGAACAAGAAUUGUUGAAAGAGCAACGUAAGUUGAAUCGUCGUUCUAAGGAGUUGCACGAGAAGGAAAUGAAAGCACAGAAAUUGCUUGAAUUGUACCACUCGGCAGCUAAAUUUAUCACUACUGAAGAGCAGUUAGAAGAGGCUAUCUACAGGGCUUUUGAAGUCGACGCAGGUAAAUUUGAAAGUGCUCAAACUAGUAUAGAGACCAAGUUGCUUUCAAGAAGCGCUGGAUAUUUAGUUGGAGAAGUGAAUGAGUUAAAGAUCACUGAUGCGGUCUUGGGACAAAUCAACGGAAAACCAGGUUUGGAACAAAUCAAGGACGUUUUGAGUGGUACUAGAGAGCAGACGAAAAGGGAAGCUCAAUUGAAUUUAAGUAAUGAGAUAUAG